Colletotrichum truncatum is the source of this 993-nucleotide messenger RNA. RefSeq names its product amino acid transporter. NCBI's taxonomy places the organism in Eukaryota, Fungi, Ascomycota, Sordariomycetes, Glomerellales, Glomerellaceae. Gene Ontology annotation, molecular function: oxidoreductase activity. The record is from RefSeq and is a predicted model, not a curated record.
AUGGCUAAGCUCGCUUUCAUCGCCACUGUGGCUCUUGGUGCUUUUCAAGCUACCUCUGCUGCUUGUACUAACCCUACCCAACGGAAGUCAUGGGCUGCAAUGACAAAUGCUGAGAAGGCGGAGUACAUCCAGUCGACGCUUUGCUUAAUGGACCCUGCCCAGUCGCCAUCCAAGACCAACUAUGCCGGUUCCAAGACUCGCUGGGAUGAGCUUCAGGUUGCUCACGUUGCCCAAGUCCAGUUCAUUCACCGUGUGGGCGCUUUCCUCCCGUGGCACCGUUACUUCAUGACGGUCCACGAGAACCUCCUCCGCAACGAGUGCGGUUUCACUGGACCCUACCCCUACUGGGAUCAGCAGACUGAUGAGGCGAAUGGCCUUCUUACGGAGGCUAGCAUCUGGGGCACUGAUCCCGCGACUUCAUUCGGCACCGGUGCUAGGACUGCUGAUGGCUGCCUUGCUGAUGGCCCCUUCACCAAGGUCACCUACAACAUCAACUACCAGCUUGAGAGAGGCGAGUCGCAGUGCCUGAACUACGAUCUGAAGCAGAACCAGUUCGAGAACGCCGCACAGGAGAUCGUCGACGCUUGCAAUGACCUUCAGACCUACGACGACUUUAACAACUGCAUCGGCGGCGCAACGCAUACCUCUGGACACUUUGCCAUCGGAGGCACUAUGGAUGACGCCUCUCUCUCUCCUGCCGACCCCAUGUUCUUCAUGCACCACACCAACCUGGACCGUAUCUGGUGGGAGUGGCAGGUUAAGAACGAGUCCCGCCUUACCGACAUGGGCGGCCCCAACGUGGCCACCAGUGCCUUGCUCUCUUCUAUGCAGCCCAAGAUCCUCCCCGAGGCCGCUUUCGUUCCUUACUUCGGCGAUAACGGUGACGUUACCACCCUGAACCAUAUCCUAUGGGUCGCUGGAACUGCCGACAACAUCACUAUUGCCGAAGUUAUGGAUAUCGGCAGCGAUGCCAUCUGCACGGAGUAUGUGUAA